AUGCCGGCAUCGGCAGAGGCAGGCCCAGUUGUUCCGGUACAAGUCCGCUCCAUCAUCAGUAACGCAUCGGCCACAAACUGCAGGUGCUUCGACGGCAGUGCCUAUCAGUAUUGGUACGUGCCCGGUAACGCCAAUGCAACGACCACUGCAAACUUGACGUGGGUACUGUACUUCCAAGGCGGACCCACCUUACAGUCCCUCCGUGAUGUUGACCAUAUUGCGGAUGAGUACUUGAGCGUGCCAGACUUGGAGGACGUGCUGCUUGACGGCGACUUUGGAGACGCAUUGUCCAGCAACGAAGACAUCAACCCACACCUCGCCAGCGCAACCAAAGCCGACAUGCUUGCCCUCAACGAGCAGCCGCCGGAGCGGGUGGUCGUUGUGGCGCGUGGCUUCAAUGGUGCAGGUGCGCUCGCACAUGCGACUGCCUUGGCAAGUGCCCUGAAGCAGCCACCAUGGAAUGGUGCCACCCAACGGCUCUGGCUGGUGCUGGAUGACGUUUGGUACACGGAUCACGACAACAUUUUGCAGGAGAGCCUGCUGUCUGUGGAAGACACCAUCAGCUUCUACAACCCACCCAAUCAAACCACAGCCCCUGUCAACAUGCCUGCGUGGGAGGAAACGUACCGAAAUGAGUUUGCGCGGCUGUGCCGCAACAACACGCUUCUCAGUGACAAUCACGCCAUUCUGCCCUGCUGCCUGGACCCGGCCUGUCUCUUGCAAGAACUUCACGCCGCCACAGACAAGGCGCGUGUGGCGCUGCUCUCCUCCAAAUACAACCCCUACCCCAUGUUCCUGGGCUUGUUGAGGGGCGCAAGUGCCACUCAGGCGUUUGACUACCUGACAGAAUCGCAGCUGUCCACCGUUCAGCAGCUGUCGGACCUCAGCAACUUCUUUGAGGAGCACGCCGGUCUUGUAGUGGAACAGCUCACCCAGGCCACAAACAACGCAAACGUGACCCUGCCACCAAUCAUCACGCUUGCGUCCCCGUGCCUGACGUAUGGCACCACGGCCCAGACGCAGCUUGAUUUUCAGCCCGAUGGCGUGCUGGACCCCUCCCUCCUCUCGAGCAGCGCCGUUGUCAGCUCGUGGAAUGUUGUGUUUCCGGGCACGAACACGUCGACACGAGACACUGUCAUGGACUGGCUUCUCCGACAGGACGCGCCCUCCGCCUUCCUCGCCCCUGCUUGCAAGGGUGUUGCGUGUGACCCAAGCUGCCCCAACAUCAUCGGUAGCGGCUUGACGGCAAGCCCAAGCCAGUGGCUGUCCGUGAUUGACUUUGCCGUCAUCGUGUUUGUCGGCACGCUGCUGGCUGCUGGCGUCAUCACUGGUCAGAUCGCCUGGCUGCGCACGCGCUUCCUCAUGCGGAAGCUGACAAGACUCGAGCUCAUGCCUCUGCUCACGGCCACCCACGCCCAUAAGCGCAACUCCAAGCCGCAUCGCAUGUCGUCCCACGUGCGUCGCGUCUUCCGCAAGCGCCACCUCACCAAGCGAUCAGAGGUCCUGCGCAACCAACUCUUUACGCGGCUGGAGCGGUCGCAGCGCAUCGGCCUUGCAGCAGACGGCCUCAGCUACUGGACUCCCGGCGAAAACAGCAAGCAGAUUCUUCACAACGUCUCCGUCUUUGCCAAUCCCGGCCAAAUCACCGCCAUCAUGGGCCCGUCCGGUUGCGGAAAGACGACGCUCAUGGACGUCUUAAUUGGGCGGCGCAAAGUCGGCAAGAUACGCGGAAAGUGCAUGAUCAACGGCUGCGAACUGCACCACAAGUACGAGGAGCGGACGCUGAAGCAUCGCGUGGCGUAUGUCGAGCAGUUGUGUGGCGCCUAUUUCAACGACAUGACUGUCAGGGAAAACGCAAUGUUCAACGCCAUGCUUCGUCUUCCAUCGUCCAUGCCAACAGAGGAGAAGCUCGUUCGUGCUCUCUCUGCCCUGAAGACAGUCAACCUCCUCCAGUUCGCAGACCAGAUCGUGGACACUGGUUCUGGGGGCCUCAGCGGUGGACAGAAACGCCGCUUGGCCGUUGCAAUGGAGCUCUUGCUUGACCCGGCUGUCCUGGCCAUGGACGAGCCAACAAGCGGUCUUGAUUCCAAUGGCACGUGGGAUUUUAUGAACUGGCUGUGGGACUUUGCGCGGACAGGACGGACAAUUGUUGUUUCCAUCCACCAGCCACGCUCGGAGGUGUUCCACAUGUUCCACCGCGUGAUUCUCAUGAAGAAAGGCCACGUUGCUGCCUUUGACAAGCCACAAAACCUCGUGAACCUUGCAAACGCGUGGCGUGCAAAGGCGGAACGCAAGCGCCUGCCCAAGAUGGCAAGCUUGGCAGAGGGCCUCAAUCCGGCGGACUUUGUGCUGGACCAAGUGAAGCGACCCGACCUCCACCACAUUGUCAUCAGCUCGUUCGACCGCACGCGCACACGUGCUCGUGUUGAACGCAGCAUCCGGCGUGCCGUGAGCAUGCUCAAUGCAGCGCGGGACACCCUUGCGUACCAUCUGGGCGUGUUGCGCCACAGGAAGCACGAACUGAAGCGACUGCUGCACGGCAGCUCUCUGAGCAUGAGCAACAGCAACGAUCAGCAACAGCAGCAACACGGUCGGCAACCACAUGACCAGCAGCAACAUCAGGAUUCACUCGAUGGCGUCAAAGGGCCAAGGCACUCAGACGAUCAGUCUGCAAGUGCUGCAGUCUGUGGUGAUGGCGAUGGCGGAAAUGGCGAUGAUACUGAGGGGUUACACCGUUCACACCAGGACGAGGUCGUGGAACGCGUGGUGGACAGCAGUGAUGUUGCAGACAUUCUCGAUCGAAUCCGCGACAACCUGCAUCGCUCCGAGAAAGACCUGUAUCUGCCAAACGGGGAGGACAUACUCACCACGGCGCAUGCACCGCUGCGUGUGCUGUUGCUCACGGGCCGCUUCCUGAAACGCCUGCCGUCGUCUUUCUUCGUGGUGAUGGCGCUGAAGGUCCUGGCGAACGCACUUGGCUACUCGUGGCUGUACAGCAACGCGCAGGCUGCAUACGUGGUGCUGUCAUGUAACUUCUCUCUCAUGUUUGGAUUUCCCUUCCUCCUCGCCAACUCGUUUGGGUCUCGCAUCAUGACGUACCUCGAAGCAUUUCGCCUCGAGGCCCAGAUCGGCGUCGUCAACGCGUUUGAGGUGAUUCUCGGCAUGUUCAUUGCAAUGAGUGCCAGCGUGCUGCCCCUCUGUCUUGCGCUGUACACCGUUGUGUACGGCAUUGUCUACUGGGACGCCUUUGAGCUUGAGCGUGUGCUGGGGACUUCCCUCAUCCAGCUCCUCAACGUGCAGGUGCUCAACGCACUAUUCCUUGCGCUGUGCGGUCUGUGCCACCGCAACAGCCUGAGCGCGCGCCAUGCCCUUGCUUACUUCACCUCCAUCGUGGGCGUGUUUGCUGCGCUGAGCGGGUUCCUUGUCUCCCCCGGCGACGCCACAGAUCCGCAGCUGGUUCUCUACCACACGUCUCCGCUCUACUUUGUGUUCAGCGCAGCAGCCAAGAUGGGGCUCAACGGCCUGAGCCUGGUGUCGUGCCAGGAAGAGGCUGGGGUGCUGGCCAGCUUCGUGUGCGAGGCGCAGUCGCCGUCGGGUGUGCUGUCGCUCCGAGGAUACGACACGGUCAGUGUUGGCCUGAUGCUGCUGGCGCUGCUUGGAUGGAACAUCUUGCUGCUGAUUGUGGCAGCCAUGGCCAUCAGUGAAUCCCCACUGCCUGCUCUGCGACUGUCACGCGAUCACCCGUCUGUGUGGCGGAAAAUGAGCAAACAGCGCAUCGAGCAGCACGGCCAGCGCUACCUCAUCAGCUUCAUUGCGUCGUCCGGCAAUGGCAAUGCGAAUAACCCACCGGCAACCACAUCAACAUCGUCGUUAUCGUCAACAACAACAACAGCGCCAUCGCCGCCAAGAGCUACAAGCAGUUUCAAGUCUUCCGCGCCCACGUCUGCAGAGCAUCGCCCAUCGCUCCCCGUGGUAGACGAGGACGAUGCAGGCCACGUGUUUGUGCUGCCCGCGGUGAAGCGGCUGACGCGCCCAAGGGGCUUCUUCUCACACUCCACCCAGUCCUCCAUUCGCUUCAAGCAUCACCCGCAGCGUCACCACCAUCACCACCAUCACCACCACCAGCAUGCAAGCCGCCGGUCCACGAUGAUGAGUGACGACCUGGUGUCCGUGCACCACAGACCCUCGAUGCUGCUGCCUGUUGCCGAGGUGGCGGAGGAGGGUGAGGAGGAGGCGAAGGAGGAGGAGCAGCCGGGUGCUAUGCAGCACGCCAGACAGGGCGAGCGCGAAGGGCUGAUAUUGGAUGGCGGUGUCAUGCCUGAUGAUACCGCGGCCCGCACAUACCCAAAGUGGAGCAGCGUCGGCAGCAACGGCAGCAGCGUUGGCGGCUUUGACACUGGAGGCACAGCCACGCCCAGCCUGGCGCACGCGGACGGCACAACCCAGCUGGCAGCCACGCAAUCCCACCGCAACCCGCGCCCGUCCAUUGCCGCGCCAGCAGCGGCAGCCGGGAUGAUGCAGGCGCGUGCAAUGGGCAGCCUGUCGUCGAUCGGAGCCGAGCUGCGCGGCCUGGCUACUCACGACGCCGGGUGGGAGGAUGUGCGACGGGCAAGUGUGCUGGAUCUGAUGGACCUGCCAAGCUCGGACGAUGAAGACGACGAUGACGAUGAGCAAGACCUGCAGACGGCGCAGAACGAGAUGCUGAUGGCCAUCUCGGGCGUGCUCGGGCAGCACUCCACGCGCGCCGUGCACUCGUGGCUCACGCAGCGAGAGAAGAACACGUCGGCGUUGCUGGAGAUGCUGGCAAACCCGCGGAACCGCUGGCAGCGGGCCGUGUACCAGCUGCUCAAGAAGGGCGCGCUGCAAGCGGGCGCACCACAACAACAAGAAGCAGAAGAAGAGGCGCAGCUACACCAGGCGCACCGUCAACAACAGCAAGAGCAGUGGCAACACGAGACACCAGCAGCGAGUGUGCCUGGUGUGCCGCCUCAGGACAGCGGCGUCUGCGGUGUGGAUGAUGUGCCCGCGCACCCCCGUGCAUCAAAGAGAGUCGUGGACUUCUCGCUGCCCGCAACACACAGCAUUGGCUCGUAUGAUGAGAAUGAUCGUGGAGACGGGCACAAGGCAGCCCACGCUGAUAAAAACGACAACAGUGACAACAAGGAAGACGAAGGUGGCAGCGGUGUUCGACAAACGAGUGUGUCGGCCGUCCGCGGUCCAAUGCGGAGGAGGAGGGCGCGGAUGUAUGGCCGUCGUGCCACGCAAGUGUGA
Messenger RNA from Salpingoeca rosetta, 5271 nucleotides. RefSeq lists its product as uncharacterized. The transcript has 9 exons. The coding region runs from base 1 to 5271 and encodes 1756 amino acids. Gene Ontology annotation, molecular function: ATP hydrolysis activity; ATP binding. The record is from RefSeq and is a predicted model, not a curated record. Lineage: Eukaryota; Choanoflagellata; Craspedida; Salpingoecidae.